This is a messenger RNA of Phaedon cochleariae (mustard beetle), 2618 nucleotides long. The record is from the annotation of a GenBank genome assembly. Lineage: Eukaryota; Metazoa; Arthropoda; Insecta; Coleoptera; Chrysomelidae.
AGAUCAAAUUCCUCAAAACUCAAAAAUCUCCGGCAUUCCUGAAAAGUUAUUUAGGGGUUGCCCUAAUUUUAUAAUUUGUAGUGUUGUAUUGAUUUUUUUGCCACCAUGGCGUACUGUAUGCGAGUUUUGCAUCGCCAAGGUAGCAAGUCUAGCAGCAUUUUCUUCAACGAAAUACAGUCAAGAUGCUUCCAUGUCUCUCCUUUAACCUCAGCUGCAGCAAGAGUUGCUAUGAGCAAACUGGACAAAGAACCUUUGCCUUAUGAUAAGCUAGCGAAAACCCUACAAGUGGUCAAGAAACGAUUGGGAAGACCCCUAACCCUUUCUGAAAAAGUGCUUUAUUCACAUAUUGAUCAGCCAGAUACACAAGAUGUGGACCGAGGUGUAUCCUACUUGAGACUGCGGCCCGACCGCGUCGCCAUGCAGGACGCCACCGCCCAAAUGGCCAUGCUGCAGUUCAUCUCGAGCGGUCUGAGCCGCGUGGCCGUGCCCAGCACCAUCCAUUGCGACCAUCUGAUCGAGGCGCAAGUGGGCGGCGUCGAAGAUCUGGCCAGGGCGAAGGACCUCAACAAGGAGGUUUAUAAUUUCCUGGCGUCGGCUGGAAACAAGUAUGGAGUCGGGUUCUGGAAGCCCGGGUCAGGCAUCAUCCACCAGAUCAUCUUGGAGAACUACGCCUUCCCCGGCCUCUUGAUGAUCGGCACCGAUUCGCACACCCCCAACGGCGGCGGUCUCGGCGGCCUGUGCAUCGGCGUGGGCGGCGCCGACGCCGUCGACGUCAUGGCCAGCAUCCCGUGGGAGCUGAAGUGCCCGAAAGUUAUCGGCGUCAGACUGACGGGUAAAAUGUCCGGCUGGACCUCUCCCAAGGACAUCAUCCUCAAAGUAGCCGACAUCUUGACCGUCAAAGGCGGUACCGGCGCCAUAGUCGAGUACCACGGGCCCGGAUGCGACUCGGUCUCGUGCACGGGAAUGGCCACCAUUUGCAAUAUGGGCGCCGAGAUAGGCGCCACGACGUCGCUGUUCCCCUACAACAGGCGCAUGUACGACUACCUGAAGGCGACGAACAGGGAGGAUAUCGCCAAGGAGGCGGAUAAGUACAGGGAGGUGUUGCUCACCCCCGAUCAAGGUGCCAAGUACGACCAGCUGGUCGAAAUCGACCUGGCCACUCUCGAGCCACACGUGAACGGCCCAUUCACCCCCGAUCUCGGCAACCCCAUCAGCCAAUUGGGCGCUAAAGCGAAGAAAAACAACUGGCCCGUCGACAUCAAGGUUGGGCUGAUCGGCUCGUGCACGAACAGCUCGUACGAGGACAUGGGCAGGUGCGCGAGCAUCGCAAAGGAGGCCAUGGCGCACGGACUCAAGUCGAAGGUGCCGUUCAACGUGACGCCGGGCAGUGAGCAGAUCCGGGCGACCAUCGAGAGGGACGGAAUCUCGAAGACGUUGAGCGAUUUCGGCGGAACGGUGUUGGCGAACGCGUGCGGUCCCUGCAUCGGCCAAUGGGACAGGCGGGACGUGAAAAAAGGCGAGAAGAACACGAUCGUGACGUCGUACAACAGGAAUUUCACCGGCCGCAACGACGCAAAUCCUGCCACGCACUGUUUCGUCACCUCGCCCGAGCUGGUGACGGCGCUCAGCAUUGCCGGCCGAUUGGACUUUAAUCCGCUCACCGACGAACUGGAAGGCGCCAACGGCAAGAAGUUCAAGCUGUCCCCGCCCUUCGGCGACGAGCUGCCCGCGGCCGGCUUCGAUCCCGGCCAGGACACGUUCGUGCAGCCCGUGGCUGACGGCAGCGCGAUGCGUGUCGACGUCGAUCCGAAGUCGCAGAGGCUGCAGCUGUUGCAGCCCUUCGACAAGUGGGACGGCAAGGACCUCGAGGACAUGACCAUUCUGAUCAAGGUGAAGGGCAAGUGCACGACGGAUCAUAUUUCGGCGGCGGGGCCGUGGCUGAAGUACAGAGGGCAUCUGGAUAAUAUUUCCAACAAUAUGUUCAUCAGUGCGACGAACGCCGAGAACGGGGAAAUGAACAAGAUAAAGAACGCACGCACCGGCGAAUGGGGCGCCGUGCCUGACGUGGCGCGCGACUACAAGGCCCACGGCGUCCGAUGGGUGACCGUCGGCGACGAGAACUACGGCGAGGGCAGCUCCAGAGAGCACGCCGCCCUCGAGCCGAGGCACCUGGGCGGGCGGGCCAUCAUCGUCAAGUCGUUCGCGCGCAUCCACGAGACUAACCUCAAAAAGCAGGGGAUGUUGCCGCUCACGUUCGCUGAUGCUAAGGAUUACGACAAGAUUCAGCCUUCGGAUAAGAUUAGCUUGAGGGGAUUGAAGGGGUUGGCUCCUGGGAAACCGGUGGAGUGUGAGGUUAAACAUGCUGAUGGGAGUGUGGACAAGAUCUUGUUGAAUCAUUCGUUGAAUGAUUUGCAGAUUGGGUGGUUCAGGGCUGGCAGUGCUUUGAAUCGGAUGAAGGAAUUGGCGGCGCAGAAGUGAGCGAUCGGUAUCUAGUUAUUAUUUGUUGUUUAAUUAUUUAGGUUACAACAUAAUUUUAUUCUGGUAAUUUUAUUUCAAAGUGAAUUUAGAUGUACACGAAUGUUUGUUGAGUCUUGUAGAUAAUUAUAUCGUAUUUAUAU